UCCAAGCCCAUGAUGUGUGUGUGUGUGUGUGUGUGCGUGGGUGUGUGCGUGUUUGUGUGUGUGUGUGGGAAAAAUAUUAACAAAGAAACACUGGUGGAUGAAGGGAAGAGAGAUGAUGGGUUGACUUUUGGAAAGCAUCUUUAUUGAAAGACUGAAGAACAUGAAUUCCAAAAAAGUCCUCCAUUUUGUUCCAUCUGAGGCUCCAUCCACUGGGAGGUCUAAGAAUGGAUAUGUUUUCCAGGAGAUGGAGCUGAAGGAUGGAGAGAAGGACGAUUCAGAUCAGGACUCACCUACCAUCAUUACAGACAAUCUUUAUGAAAAUGACAUCCAUCUCAGUGUUUCAGACGCUGGAGAUCCUGGCUAUGGACUUUUAAACACGACAAGAAAAUAUGUAAAGCCCAUGAACUUCCAAGAGGAAGUGCGUGCCCACAGAGAUCUGAACAGCUUCCUUUCUCAGGCCAGCAUCCUUCUGGACGAAAAAGCUGCCACUCUGGACGAGGUUCUGAGGCGAAUGAUUGCUCACAUGGUGGAGGACGGCCAUGGCAGCUGUAAUGUAGAAGAGGUGAUGAACUCACUGUUCACAGAUGCAGGAGGCAGAGAUAUUAACGUUCACCUUCUGAUGGAGACUAUUCAGGGUGUGACUGCUACUUCAACCGGUAUUCAUUAUCAGCAGUCUUGGCUUUGCAUACUCUCCAAUGUGAGAAACCUGCAGAGGCGUCAUGUUUGUAUUACCCGCCUGGAGAGGCCACAGAAUUGGGGAGUCAACUGCUGCGAGGCCCGUUAUGUUAUCCUGAUCCUCGCACCGCCUAGAACGAAAAGCACCAAGACGGCUGUUGAACUGGGUAGGACAUUUGCCACAAUGUUCUCUGACAUUGACUUCAGGCAAAGGCUUCUGGAGACCAAAAGUCAGGAGGAGUUCAAACAGGAGCUGGUCUCCCAGCGACACCAGCUCUCUGUAGCCAGCGAGAAGACAGUGGUAGAGGAAGUGGAAGACUCGGACCCACGAAGAGGAAAAGCACUCCAGUGCAGAGAUUUCUUCAGAGCUGGUAAAGGUGUUUAUGAUGACCUUCGUCGGAGACUGCCUCUUUAUCCUUCAGACUUCACAGACGGUAUAACAGGGAAGGAUCGCUGUUUACUGAAAUAUAUCACCACAGCUAUCUUCCUCUACAUCGCCAUUCUCCUGCCUGCAAUCGCUUUUGGUUCUCUGAAUGAUGAAAGCACAAGAGGGGAAAUAGAUGUUCAGAAGACCAUUGUUGGCCAAAGCAUUGGAGGAGUGAUCUACUCUCUGUUUGCUGGUUCCCCUCUGGUCAUUCCUCUGACCACUGCACCCCUGGCCAUUUUCAUCAGCGUCAUCAGGGGUAUCUGUGAUGACUACGGCCUCGACUUUGAUGCUUUCUACGCCUGCAUCGGUUUAUGGAACAGCUUCUUCCUUAUCCUCGGAGGCUUAUUCAAUGUCAGCCUGAUGAUGAAACUCUUCAAACGCUCAACAGAAGAGGUCAUUGCGUUGUUCAUCUCCAUAGCUUUUGUUGGGGAUGCAGUGAAAGGCACUGUCAAAAUUUUUGAACACUUCUACCACGGGCCAACGUUGGCAACCACAAACAAAACUGUGGUGCUUCAGCAGAUAAAUGAGAUUCUAGAUGGGAUUGAGAACCAAACAACCACCAAGCUGGAGCAUAAAAUUGGGACAAACAUGUCACUGUUUGAACAUCCGGAAGAGAAAACGUUAGUCUUCCUGCCGGAGACACUGGUGGAAAGCACAAGAGAAAGGCCCAUCCUCUGUCUGCUGCUCAUGUUGGGGACUUUGUGGCUGGGUUACGCACUCUACCUCAUCAAGAGGAGCCCGUACCUGAAUGGUAAAAUCAGAGAGGUGGUGUCUGACUGUGCCUUGCCUAUCUCCGUGGUGAUAUUCUCCUUCAUUGGCUCCUAUCUUUUCAUUGACAUACAGCUUCCUGUAUUCAGUGUCCACGAUGGUCCAAUCUUCAAGUACCCUGCAUUUGAAAACCUGACAGGACUGACUUCACUUGCUGCGGUUGGACUUGGUUUCCUCCUUGCACUGCUAAUCUUUAUCGACCAGAACAUCGUCAUCUCACUUACACAUGUACCGGAACAUAAGUUGUUAAAAGGCACGGCGUUCCACUGGGACUUAAUGCUGACUGGCUUCAUCAACAUCCUCAUGUCCUGUCUGGGGUUGCCAUGGAUGCACGCUGCCUUUCCUCAUUCCUCCCUACACGCCCGUCAGCUUGCCAAAGUAGAACAGCACGUAGAGAACGGACAUGUCUACACAACGAUUGUUAGUGUCAAAGAGACUCGUCUAACCUCACUAGCAGCGAACAUCCUGAUUGGCCUGUCUGCAUUCAUGCUACCUAUCCCUCUUCAGUGGAUCCCCAAACCCGUGCUCUACGGCCUCUUCCUUUACAUUGCAGCCACCUCACUUGAUGGAAAUCAGAUGGUAGAUCGCAUGACCCUGUUGCUAAAGGAGCAGACGUCUUACCCUCCGACCCACUACAUACGCCGUGUGCCUCAGAGAAAAGUGCACUACUUCACAGCAGUGCAGAUGAUCCAGCUCAUCAUCUUGUGUGCGUUUGGGAUGUAUCCUCUGCCCUACAUGAAGAUGGUGUUUCCUCUGCUCAUGAUCCUCCUGGUCCCUAUCAGGAUAAGCUUGCUUCCUCGAAUGAUUGAUGCCAAGUAUCUGGACAUCAUGGAUUCCCAGUACAUGUAGGACAGCUGAGCAACAUUGUGAAAAGAUGGAAGACAGAAGGGAACAGACCGACAAUAUUUAAUGUACCCACGCGAUUUCACCUGAAGCACCUAAUAGUGACAGGGUUUCCACUUCUUUUCCAUAAACCUCACUGUAACUCUAACUGCCUUCAAUCUGAAGCAUUUCUGCAGUUUAGUGUCACUCUCAUAGGUAGAAAAAAAACAUAUAUACACACAGAUAAACAUAUAUGUUUGUCACGUUUUAAAUAAAUACAAAUGUUAGUUGUUUUAUUCAGAUAUAUUUUUAAAUGAGGGUCACUUCUGUUGUAAUGUUUUAAAUCACAUGCUGAUGAGGUGACUUCACUGCAAGCAAUUUGACAGAACAAACCAUUUUAACACUUAAAAACGAUCACCUCUCUUAAGCAGAUGUUCAUUUAGUUAUGAAGCUUUUAUUCUGAUGAGUCACAUGAUGUAUUAUAUGCUGUCAUGGCUGUGACAAGUUGUUUUUUUUAUUUAAAUAUUGGAGGGCCAAAUAAAAAAACUUUUAACCCAACUGGUUUAGCACAAUUUACCACAGUAAAUUUAUAUGUUUCAAAGAGAAAUAUGCACAGACUUUUUUUAAUUUUUAUUUUUUAUUUUUUGCACAAUUCAAGUCUGAAAAUACAAAUCCAUCCCACUGCAGGGCUCUUAUAGUUUGGUGGAGGACUGCUGCGACUAUUUUGAUUUGAAAAGGACACCAAUAGAUGGCAGUGGAGGAUCACACCUCAUAUAUUCAAAUUCCACCUUGUGCAUGUGCGUGUGUGUGUAUGUGUGUAUGUGUAGUAUCCAUUGUAAUACAGAGAAAAGGAUAUAUCCAUGGCAGCCUUCAUCUUGUAAAAGAGAUGGUGAUAAUGAAGUUAUGACCACCCAGUUAUUAAGCAUGAGUGGUUUCCAAAUGUCACCAGGUUUAUAUGAUCAGACAUCUAAUUUGUUUCAUGUGUUUGUUUUCCUGCACAGCCACUUUUCUAAUCCAACACCUGCAUUAUUCGUCUGUUUUCAUCAAAACUUUCAUUAAUACUGCAAAGUUGUCAGAGCAGCUGCUGUUUUCUAUUCUGUCUGUACUCAGUGCUUUUCAUAUAUAUGUAGAAAUGUGUGUUUGAUGUGAACCUACAAUAAAAUUCAAAGCAUUCACAUUCACAAGCUGUUCACUAUUAAUGCCAUGAAACAAUAAAGUGGCUAUUAAAACAAUCAGA
Messenger RNA from Poecilia latipinna (sailfin molly), 3929 nucleotides. Its product is annotated as sodium bicarbonate transporter-like protein 11. The transcript is spliced from 20 exons. Gene Ontology annotation, cellular component: plasma membrane; basolateral plasma membrane. Gene Ontology annotation, biological process: transmembrane transport; monoatomic anion transport; monoatomic ion homeostasis. The record is from RefSeq and is a predicted model, not a curated record. NCBI's taxonomy places the organism in Eukaryota, Metazoa, Chordata, Actinopteri, Cyprinodontiformes, Poeciliidae. Bases 161 to 2719 code for a protein of 852 amino acids. Gene Ontology annotation, molecular function: solute:inorganic anion antiporter activity.